AUGACCGCCUCUGCCUUUGUUGGCUCGCCGCCUGCAACUGAGGAUGAUCUUCACAUUGUGAAAGGCGUACUGCGCAUGUACGGCCUGGAAAACUUCAAUGCGAGCCUGGGACUCUCAUUCUCUAUUCAAAGGCCAGAAAACCCACCAAUCGAAAAAAAAGUACCUGAGAUCCUCACGGGCAUGAUCAUUGUCAUUCUGGCGAUUGUUCUACCAACAGCAGCGAGGGUUAUCAUUCGAUUGAGAGGAGCAAGAACACGGUUUGGAGCUGAUGACUGGGCUAUUAUUUGCGCUGCCUCUGUGGCAGUCGUCUAUCCAAUUCUCUGCAUAUUGAUGCUCUUCCAGACAGGCGCUGGUCGACAUACCUAUGAAAGCACCUACGAAGAGUAUAAUCUUUACAUGUACUACCUGACAGUAUGCAAGAUUAUCUUUUAUGUGGCCGUCGGCCUCAUCAAAGUAUCCAUCACUUUGUUUGUUCGUCGCCUCGCCGACAGAGCCUCAAGGAAAUGGAAGAUAUUUUCAGAAGUUUUCCUGGGUACUGUCAUCUGCUACAUUCUUCUCGCCCUCUUCUGGACUGUUUUCUCAUGCAGACCUCUCGGGACCAUGUGGAACAAGCGUUAUGCUGGAUCCCUGAAAGAAGCGCCCGUCUUGCUUUUACUCGCACCAAUCAUCAUCUUGUGGUAUGUCAAGAUCAACAAAGCCAAGAAAGCCCGUCUAUUUUUUAUCUGGCUUGUCGGAGGCACAACAGUCCUAGGCGGUCUACUCCAACAAACAAUGAUCACAAUUACCAACGACUCUUGCUGGCAAUACACGUCCGCGAUGCGAUGGACGGUCAUGGAUCUCACAUUCGGCACGCUCGCCGCCUCAUUACCAGUGCUGGACGCGGCUAUCAUGGGUACGUGGAGCUCCAUCAAGAGCAAGAUUGGCACGACAAGGUCGCAUUCACGAACUCGAACACUGGGAUGGACGGAUUUGGAAAAUGGGACAAGGAAUACCACUACAAUCAAGUCGGUGCGAAGGCCCUCGUUGUCGGAGUCGGAGUCGAUGGAGAAUAUCCGAGGCGGGGACAAGGGUAUGGAAAUGGGGAUCCUCCGGACGGAUGAAGUGGAACUAACGUACGAUGAGGAGACUAGACGGAGGAGUCUUCAUGCGAUAUAG
Fusarium graminearum PH-1 is the source of this 1155-nucleotide messenger RNA. RefSeq lists its product as uncharacterized. The coding region runs from base 1 to 1155 and encodes 384 amino acids. Lineage: Eukaryota; Fungi; Ascomycota; Sordariomycetes; Hypocreales; Nectriaceae. The record is from RefSeq and is a predicted model, not a curated record. The transcript is spliced from 4 exons.